AACAAAAUAUUAGGGUUUCGGUGGCGGACAUCGUAGAGUACAGCCAAGUCGCGGCAGUCGCUAGGCUGCACUUUUCCCUUUUAGGCCACUGAAGGCUACCAUCGUCCAAACCUUUGCAACCCCCAUUCAUGAGAUAACGGCGAAUUCAGCAUGGCAAAGAGCAAGCGCGAUAGCGCGUUUUUGGACUAUGAUGAGCCUUUCAAGCGCCCUCGACAUUCCGGAAAUGCCCCGCCAAAAGAAGGGACCCAAGGCCGCAUCGACCCGACCUAUGGCCAGAGGAGUGCUUUUCCUGGACUCGACGAGGAUGGUGGCUUUGGGACUGAGGAUAACGACCUCGACUACGGCGAUGAUGCUGGGGCUAUAAGCUAUUUGAGAGCUGUCAGGUCCGAGGCUGCUGGAAUACCGACUGUUCUCGUCGCACCUAAACCCAUACUCGCAGGAGGCGACGAAGAGGACAGGGCUAUCUACGAUGACGGAGUGGGCGAUAGUCGUGGCUUCUACUCGGACGGCGCGUAUACCGCUGCGCCAGAUCCACAACCUGACGCUCCCGCCGAUAUCCCAGCCGCGAAGCACCUGCGGGCCAAGUACUUCGAAAAGAUCCUCGAGCGUUUCGAACACCUGCGCGAGCAGCUGGGCAAUACCCCUCCAGACGAUGUCGUUAAAAAACUCGACCAGAACCACGACUCGUACAUGUCCGCCUCGGCUGCGGAUUAUAGGAAAUGGAGGUGGAGGGUCAUCAAUACAGAGCCGAUGAACGCGCAACUGGCGAGGAUGGACAGAGCUACAUCGCUCAGGCUUCUGAGAUUAUUGACAAACGACAAACUUGCGAUGGGCGGGAGCACAGUUCCUUCCGAGAGGCUGAGCAGGUGGAUUUGGGGGGUGCUGGCGAGACUGCCAGAUAGUGGAGAGUUGAACAGCGAGGAAAUUGGGUUAGUGAGGGAUUUGGGCAAGAGAGCUGUAUGGUUGGGCGUUGUGAUAAAUCAACCCCAGUCCGAUACGGCAGCGGGGAUGCCGGGAGAUGAGUAUAAUGAGAGUGCGGAAGACUAUGACGACGAAGAAGAAGAUGGAGAGGUGGGAAAUGAGUUUCCUAUCCCCGAACGCGAAGAGAAUGACGCACGGGAGAAGGCAGUUGAAUAUAGGACAGAGGUGGGCGCCCAUAAGCCACGCGCUAAUGCCCCAGCGGCCCCGCGGGAUAAUAUAUUUCGGUUCGAUUCACCGGCCACGGAGUCAGUAACUGUACAUGCCACUCUGGCAAAGGCUGUGCUCGAGGAUUCUUUACCAAACCCAGAGAUCUAUAAUUUCUUUCGUUUCGGCUACGGGGAUCAGCUUACCGAAAAACAAUUGGGAGCUAGAGAGUGCCUUCGCAACUUCUACAGACGAAAUCGGGGAUUUGCGCGCUCCAAUUUACUGUUUUACUACCAGAGAAACCGUUUGGUGGAACAAUACGACGGACCACUGCCACCAGCAAAGCAGGCUGGUGGCAAUUGGGGAUACGAUUUUGAAGACUUUUUACACCAGAACCCAGGUUAUUCACAAUUUUUAGACUUUCCUAAUGAGGACGCGCCACGAAACACUGCAGGUGUCAAAUUUGGCGACGAAGCUUUUGACAGAGCCUGGCAGGCUGCUGGCCUUGAUACUCCGCAAACUAGGGUAUAUGACAACGGCCAAGACGAAGAAGAAAUCGCAAUGGCAAAACUGGGUCUGUUUGCUGGCAGAGAUCCUCGCCCAGCUAUCAUUGAAGAGCCCAAGCCUGAAGUGGAGGGUCAAGAGGAGACAUUAGAAGUCGCGCGUGGUCGUAUUCUUGCACAAUUAGGAGAAGCAGGAGAUGCUAACGCUGCUGAACUGGCUCGGGCAAGGGACGCUUUGAAGGAACAGGAGCUUAAGGAGCGAGCUUGUGAAGAAGAAGAAGACGCAGCGAGACUGCUGAAUGCAAAGGCGACAGUGGACAUGAUCAUCACUGUAGCGGGCGAAAUAUAUAGACAGAGGGAUCUGUUGGAGUUCAGGGAGACAUGGGAUUAGCGUUGAUGGGGGAAUCAUACAAUAUUGUUUUAGUCUAAUGUAAUAGUAGACAGAGCUAAGAAUUUGCACCUUGUUAGCAACUAGCUGUUGCUCAACUUCUCAUCACACAACCACUACUUCUCAUCGGCAAAUUCAGCUUCGUCAUAAGAAUACCCUUGCUUCUUUAGUGCCCACUUGACCGCCGCCUGCACGUUAUCCACAAUCAUCUUCGGCUCGUACUUUGGUGGCUUCCCCUCCUGCCACACGCCCGUCUUCACCAGAAUGCUGUCCCAGCUCGUCCCAGUCGGGCUCUUGAAAUUAUUCGCGCCCCUGAUAUCGCUCUCCGGGUUGUCCCCAAUCAUAAACACCUGUUUGAGAUCCCCUACUUCCUCGUGAAGAGCACUUAGUAGCUCAACCCUGUGCUUCUGCAGCACGCGCUCGGAGUACAGAUACGUCUCUUGCGUAGGCUUCCCCAUGACGAGCUUGGUCAGCUCCGCGCCGUCGGUAACCUCAUCCCACACGCCCUGGAACGCGGCGCGGAAGCCACCCUGGCCGAGCCGCGAAAGAGGGUGCGAGGUGGCCCAGAACAGGUCCGGGUUGCUGAAGAUGAGCUUUGGUUGGCCGUCCUGCAGCCACCCGUUGUUGGGGAGCGACUUGUCCCCGUUCUUGACGGAGUAGGUAUUCAGCUCGCCCUUGGAGGAGAGAAGGAGGUCCAGUAUGAUUUGCGUGUCAAGUGCCCAGUCGUGGGGAUCGGAGAACACAAAGAUGGCGUCGACCUUGAGAGGUCCGGGGGGAAGCGGCUUGGCGAUAGAGGAGUAGUGCGAGGCGUGAAGAGCAGCAAAAGGCCAUAUAUUUGGGUGGGCGGUAAGGAUAUCUCCUGGAGUUACGACAUUCUUGAAGCCAUAUCUGUGAGCAAUAUCCCUGACUCGUUGCUGAUCGGUUCCGGUGACGAAAAUCGUCUUGUCUUUCAGCGCCUCGUAGUCCUGGCUGCCGUUAACCAUCUCCUGAAAUGGCGUGUGACUCUGCACAAAGUUCUCUGGGCUUAAUGGGAUAUCGAAUCUUGAGCUUAACUCGGCGACACGCUCGGUUUCGUGCUUGCCGCCGCCAUUGGUCAGGAGGAUGAAGGGAAUCGAGUGUUUAUUUAAAAAUCGCAGGGUUGAGGAGGCACCCGGUAGGCUCUUAGAGGAACGGAGGAGAACGCCAUCGAUAUCGAAGGCAAAGGCGAAGUCUGGAGGCGCUGGCACCGUGGUAUUAUUGUCUCGCGGUGUUGACUGGUGACGGAAUUGCCGUGCAUGUCGCCGAUGCGUUGUGAAGGCGGGGGAUGCUGAGGCAGCAGAGCGGAGAACUGGGCGGGACCAUGAUGCUUGCAAGAUUGGCCGGGUAAGGCUAGAAGAGCGAAGAGCUCUUGGAAUAAGUAAAGGCUUCAUGAUCUAUUAUAACUUGACAAUGCCAACUUAUGUGAGUG
Pseudogymnoascus destructans is the source of this 3463-nucleotide messenger RNA. RefSeq lists its product as uncharacterized. Gene Ontology annotation, biological process: spliceosomal snRNP assembly. Lineage: Eukaryota; Fungi; Ascomycota; Leotiomycetes; Thelebolales; Thelebolaceae. The transcript is spliced from 2 exons. The coding region runs from base 151 to 2019 and encodes 622 amino acids. The record is from RefSeq and is a predicted model, not a curated record. Gene Ontology annotation, cellular component: SMN complex; nucleus.